CGGCUCUCCGCUGGAUUCGUACUCAAGUGCCACUAUUCAUUCGUACCGAGGAUGAUCCCUCCCCUCCUUCUAUCUCUCGACCAUGCUUUCAACUCUUCGCAUGCACACGGCUCUCUCGUCUUCUAUCUACUUUGAUAAACAAUUUCUUCCUCAGUAUACAUAAAGCUCUAUCUGAGGCUUUGGUAUCUAGUGCAUUUUUCUACUCCAACGAUGCGCUCGCUUCUUGUCUUAGGCGCUGCUUUUAGUGCCUUUAAUGGUGCAGUUGCUCAGCUUGCUGCAAAGAAGUAUCUCACCCUUCCGCUUGGCGAGGUACGAGCUCUUGGUUGGCUGAGCGAUCAGCUUGAUGUUCAGACCAAUGGUAUGGCCGGACAUUUACACGACUUCUAUAACUACGUCGAGGACAGUGACUGGAUUGGCGGCUCUUCUGCCUAUUCCAGCCUUGAAGAAGCCGGAAGCUACUGGUUCAACGGGAUGGUACCUCACGGCGUCCUCACCUCAAAUUCCGAGAUCCAGACCCAGACUUACCAAUUCCUUGACUACGUUCUCACUCAUCAAGAGACCGGCGGUUGGCUCGGACCGGAAGCAGGUAAUAACCGCACCAGAUAUCUCUGGGGCCGUUACCCAUUCUUCUUCGGGGCAAUCCAAAUGGUCGAAUACAAUUCGUCUCUUACGGACCGCGUUGUUGACGCCAUGCUCAAGUUCGUCCCUCUUGCAAACGAAAUGAUCAGAAAUGGAGAAGGGUUGGAGCCUUGGACGAACACAAGGUGGGGAGAUUUCGUAAUGACCCUUCAAUGGCUGUACGACUAUCAUCCCAAUGGGAACGAGGACCUUCUUUUGGACACCAUGCUCCAGCUCAAGUGGAGCGGCGUGCCGUGGGAGGAGGUAUUUAUGGCACAAAAUUUUCCCCAUGGGCCUGUAGAGGAUCUAGUGAAUCCCACCGGAUAUGUUCUGACCUGGCAUGGCGUGAACAUGGCAGAGGGUCUGAAGGCACUUCCCGCUACAUAUCGCUUCACUUAUAAUCAAUCUGACUUGGACCUCGUGUCCUCCGGUUGGGAUCUCUUGUUUGAGUAUCAUGGGAGACCCUCGGGAAUUUAUGGGGCAGACGAAUAUCUUGCAGGGAUGGAAGCCACGCGGGGAACUGAAUUAUGCGAUGUCGUAGAGACAAUGUUUAGCGGCUCGUACUUGUACCAAAUGAUUGGGGAUACAAAGUUCUUGGAUAGGGUCGAGAGAAUUACCUAUAACGCAUUGCCUGGAACACUAACAGGAGAUAUGUGGGCAAGACAGUAUGAUCAGCAGCAGAAUCAAAUUGCAUCGAAAAACAUGACAACAGAUCCCUUUGCUGUGAAUUCUGGCUACUCGAAUGUCUUUGGAUUGCAACCUUAUUACCCAUGCUGCACCGUCAACCACCCUCAAGGUUAUCCGAAAUUUGUAACCAAUUCCUUCCUGACUACUGCCGAUCAAUCUUCUCUCAUCCAAGCUUAUCUUGGUCCCUUGAAGACAUCUACGACCCUAUCCGGGAACAAUGCAGUGACCGUCAGCAUCGACACGCUAUACCCAUUUGGAGAUACACUAUCCUACAGCGUCACCGCAUCCAAGGCAUUCACAUUCUACGUGCGGAUACCAGACUGGGUCAUUAAUGGAACGAUUACAACGAAUGGACGCUCGACCAAAGCAGUGUCUCCUAGCAAUGGUUUAUUCGCAAUCAACAUUCCUUCCGGGACAACGAACUUCAUUUUGAAUCUUCCUGCCGAGAUAACCACUGAAAGCCGUCUCCACGGUGCUGUUGCUCUGCACCGAGGCCCGCUUCAUUAUGCACUCGACAUAUCCUUCAACAGCACAGUCAUCAAAGCGAACGCUGUCGAGCCCCGAGCCUCUGACUAUGAGUUUGACGCCACUUCAGCGUGGGCCUACGCGAUCGACCCAUCGACAGCCAAAUAUGUUUAUUCUCCCCCAGCCGAUGGCAUUCUCCCAUCACCAAUCUUUGACCAGGGAUUGCCCCCUGGUUCAAUUACCGUAUCUGCUUGCUCCAUCGAGUGGGGUCUCGCAGGAGAUACAUUCGUUAAUGUCCCGCCAACGAAACCGAACUGUACUGGGAGCAUCGAGACUAUUGUGCUUAAUCCUUACGGGUCGACCAAGCUGAGGAUUAGCGAGUUCCCGGUUUUCAGUUCUUGAAAGGAAAUGCGUACGCUCGAUAUCAAUUGGUGUGAUGGCGAGACGAAGUCAACUUGAAGCGCUCCAAUUCUUGUAUUAAUUUUUGUCUCUAUAACAAAUAUCUAAUGAUCUUAUGAGAAUCCACUCUGCGAGCUGUUGUCAC
Guyanagaster necrorhizus is the source of this 2314-nucleotide messenger RNA. RefSeq lists its product as uncharacterized. The record is from RefSeq and is a predicted model, not a curated record. The coding region runs from base 211 to 2172 and encodes 653 amino acids. The transcript is spliced from 17 exons. NCBI's taxonomy places the organism in Eukaryota, Fungi, Basidiomycota, Agaricomycetes, Agaricales, Physalacriaceae. Gene Ontology annotation, biological process: carbohydrate metabolic process.